This is a messenger RNA of Dendronephthya gigantea, 4050 nucleotides long. RefSeq lists its product as uncharacterized. The transcript is spliced from 11 exons. NCBI's taxonomy places the organism in Eukaryota, Metazoa, Cnidaria, Anthozoa, Malacalcyonacea, Nephtheidae. Gene Ontology annotation, biological process: signal transduction. The record is from RefSeq and is a predicted model, not a curated record. Gene Ontology annotation, molecular function: protein binding. The coding region runs from base 377 to 3883 and encodes 1168 amino acids.
GGCAGCUGGGCUGUUCACUGUGCUGUGUGCCAGUGAACUGGGCUGUGCUUGUCUGAAACUGACCGCAAUAUGACAAUAACUGGACACUCACCUUUCAUGAGUUUAUUAGGCAUCCCAAUCGCACUUCCGAUUAAAUUCCAAGAAACGGUUUGCUUUUCUGAGGAAAGACAAUCCUAUUUACGAAGUAUACUUCUAUAUCAAGAGACAGCAUCAAUAUCUGUAUCUAUAUAUCAGUCAUUUAAAAUAUUUGUUCAGAAACACAUUUGUUGUUUCCCAUUCAUAUUGGAAGUCAUGGAGUACUGUCAUACGUUAUGCCUUAUUAUUACACAAACGCGGUGACAAGAACACAGGUGUUGGCUUUAACGUUUCUACGAUUAUGCCUUUUGCUAGCAUAAAUCGCCCUUGUGCUCGUUGCUGUGACGUGUACAAAUGUCUGUACUGUCCUGAGCGCAGAUUUGAAACUGCAUCGGCACUGAUUUGGCAUUUGAAGAAAAGCCUAAAACACAAAUGCCAGCCGAAGUAUACGAAAUUCAAUUGCCAAAAAUGUAACGCGGAGUUCCAAAGCAAACAUGGAUACAUACAUCAUUUACAACAAAAGAGAUUACACAAGUACGACCUUCAUCAAGCUGCCUGCUGUGGAAGGUUUCAAGACGUCGCCAGGUUUAUUCAGAAUGAGAAUGCGAAUGAGACAGGAGCUUCUCAUGUUGUGAAAAGUGGAGAGCUUUCGUAUCAGCUUGGUAUGACACCGAUGCAUUGUGCAGCAUUUAAAGGAUAUUCCAGAUGCUUGAGAAUAAUGCUUUCUUGGCAAGACGGCGAUCCAAAUAUAGCAGACGAAAUUGGUCAAACCCCAGUUCACUUGGCGGCAAAAUGCGGGAAAGCAAGCAGUCUGCAAUUGUUGCUAAGCAAAGGUGGCAGAUUUGAUUUAGAAGAUGACGAUGGGAAGAUUGCGAUGGAAUUGGCGACAGAUCAGUGCAUUGAAACUAUUAUACAACAUGAAAUUGCAACAAUGAUUCGUAAAGGAAUAUCGAAAUUUUUCACGAGAGGAAUGGAAGAGUACAACUUUCACAGUCAUGCUGAAGUUACCGAAAUUGAUGACGAAAGUUCUUCCACUGAAGACAAAAAUACUUUUCCUGUUUCCCAUAGUGACAAUGCAAGUUUAGCAAUGUGUCCAGCCGUCCCUUGCCCGAUUCAAGAUUUCCAGGCUGUUGCUGAGGACAGGAGUGAUGCAAGCGAAGACUCUUCAUGUAGCGUGUCUGAAAGCAAAUCGAAUGUUAUCGUGAAAAUUCCAGAUUGUAGCCAAGUUUCUCCCAAUAUCUUGCCAUGUGAAGUAAUAGCUCGGGGUCAAAAAGCCAUCAACGCCUUCAAGACAGCGUUACAGGAAGGCACAUCGUCUGUUUCGAGGUUGAAAAUAAUUGUCGUUGGGGAUGUUCGAGCCGGAAAGACAAGUUUAAUUAGAUCACUUAGCGGACAGCCGUUCGUAGAAACCCGGGAAGAAACCCACGGCAUUGCAACGACGUCUCUCGUUGGAUCUAUUGUGCAAAAUACAGAAUUAAAUGUUCCGUGGAAACUUGCUAAUAGCAAUGAUUCUCAUCUUGACGAACUCAUUGCCCGAGUUGUGUCGGAUACUUUGAAAGGAAACAUGGAAAAGAAUGAAAUACCUGGCCGACGUGUACCUGAACUCCCGCCAUCUCCAACGGAAUUUAAUGUCAAUCAAAUCCUGACACCAGUGGCCUCCACUGGUCAAUAUUUACCUAUACCAACCCGGCAAGGGACGUGUUCGGAGGUAUUAAUAACAGACCCUUCAAUUUCUGUGGAAGGUAGUCCACGAAAAUUACCUGCGUCUCUCAUCGCCAAAAAUCUCUUAAAAAAAACGAACGAAAGUGAAAGCGUUAAAGUAAAUAUUUGGGAUUUUGCUGGUCAUCACCUCUACGAGCCUAUGCACCAUUUAUUUAUGAACAACAGAAGUUUAUAUUUAGUGGUCUUCAAUUUGAAGAAGAUGGUUAAAUCGCCUCAAAAUUGCCUUUGUCGUAUACAUUAUUGGCUGAACUCAAUUGCUAGUCACACAUCAGCAUCAACUCCUGUCAUUCUAGUCGGAACGCACAAAGCGAAGUUACAUAACCCAAAUUACAUCAAAGAAGCAAACAAGCUUUGCGAAAAGCAUUUUGCCUCAAUGUUUGGACAGCGACUUGUAAGGGGUUUUAACGGAGAACUCGUUUUUGCCGUCGAGAAUUCGGAAAGCGAAGAAGACGAAGGGAUUACCGAUUUGAAAAAUGUGAUUAAACAUGAUGUAUUAACAAAUGAUUUGUUUAUAAAUGAAAAGUUUCCCCUCAAGUGGCUUCACUGUGAAGAGGAAAUCAUAAAGCACCGACAAAAUGCGGAUGCUAAUUUGUGUAUGACGUCAAAUGAACUUAAGAAGUUGUUAGAAGAAAGAUGUAUGGUGAAAUUCACUGAAGAAGAAUUUUAUUCCAUGAUAUCUUUUUUUCAUGAUAGUGGUCUAGUUUUAUUACCAGGAAAUAUGUGUGGCGUUAAAGAGGACUCUUUGGUUAAAGAUUUAGUGAUUUUGUCUCCACAGUACCUAGUAGACAUAAUGACAAGCAUUCAUGACGCCCCGAAAAACCGAUCUCUCCAGCGUCAGUUCUCAGACGAAUUUGGAAAGUUGCAAUCGGAAGGUCGAAUCGAUAGCCAUGUUCUAGAACAUAUUUGGAGGGAUAAAAAAGUCGAAGGAGAGGUUCUUGUUGAAUUGUUGUCAUGUUUCAAUAUUCUCUACCCAAUCAGUAAUACGGAUUUAAAAGAAGAGAAAACACAAGCGAAAGAGUACAUAAUACCUUGUAUGUUGAAAAAUAAAUCCGAGGAACAAGAUGAUCAGCGAUGGAUGAAAGCUUGCGAAAAGUGGAAAAACGUUACCGAUGAAGAAGACAAGUUUGUGUUCGAUUUUGGCCGCUAUCUUCCACCAGCAUUGUUUGACUACUUGUUAGUUCACAUUUAUCGCCGAACCUGCUUCCAGAAAGGGUUUGAACCCAUCCUGAAAAGACGCACAGCAAUUUUUUCGAUGUCCAACAAAUUCCUGUUUCGCUUGAAGUUGGUGCUAAAAGAUUGCCAAAUCUGGGUUCAAUCCAGGUGUCAAAAGAAUGAAAAUUUUCUUGACUUGGCACGUAUGCUUAAAGAAAUGGUAUACGAAAUAUCACAACAAUAUUUCAAGUAUUUGAAGUUCGCAUUUGGGCCUCCUUGUCCACGAGAAGAUUGUCCAGGCGCCACGUUCCAUUAUGAAAGCAUACAGCGACCUUGUGAGUCGGGUUUUGAAUCCGGUGAUGAUGCAGCGGGUUCUCAAUCCAGCGACGACGAGUCGGAUGAGAAAACGGACGUGAUUCCUGAAGUGAACGAUUUUCCUGUGGACCGCCAAAAUGAGCGACGAUGUCACGUCAUUCAUUUGAAUCUAGAUUCGUUUGAUCCACCUUAUUGGUGUCAAGAGGUCGAUAUAAGCGAAGACUUGAAGAAGUGGGAUCCAACAAUAGUUGCUCUAGAUGAGGAUGAAAAUGAAUGCGUAUCAAGCCAAGAGAAAGAAAUAAAUGCACCAAAUUUUUAUCAAGCAGUAUGUGUUCAAGAAUGUUGUCUUCAAUUGGUUGCCGAAGGCCUGGGUGGGCACUGGAAAGAACUUGGUAGAAAGUUACACGUAAAAGAAGCGGAAAUUGAAAAUAUCGAUGCUGACUUCCUCAAACAACUAGAGUGUGGUUUUCAGGUACUUUUGAAGUGGAAGCAACGUUUUGGCACUGAAGCGUUGGUGAGCGAAUUGAUCAAUUCUCUUAAUAACUUGCCAUUAAAAGAGAUGGCCGAUAAGCUGCGCGAACACUGUUUGGAGACUCACGACACGACAUUUUUACCAUGAAUUUCAAAUUUGCCAAAACGGCUGAAGUCUUUUCAAACUUCCAUUUCUAAUGCCUCUGGCAUUUAUUGCAUGGCGUUAUACUUCAUUGCAAGGAUGUAUUCUUUUUACAUUGGAGAUAAAAUGCCCGUAGAUAUAUAUGUUUAAAGGUUUAUCUUCCUAAAAUAAAA